AUGCAACGCCUCUACCUGAAGAUUUGUGUGCUGGCCGCAAUAUGUUCAACAGUGUGGAAUAAUAUCAAUGACUGCGACGAGACAUUUAAUUAUUUAGAACCGCUUGGCUUUAUUAUUUCCAAGGAAAAUAACACAGGCUUUCAAACUUGGGAAUAUUCUCCUGAAUAUGGCCUCCGUUCCUACCUCUAUUUGUGGUUUAUCGGAUGGCCGGCUUAUGUGCUGGAAUAUUUUGGAGUUCCUGGGUGGCUUCAAUUUCUUCUAAUACGAUUGUAUUUAUCGCUUCUAUCUGCCUCUACAGCAGCUGGAUUAGCUGGCUCUAGUUCGUUUUAUCUCUACCCUGAUAAUGUCUUCAAAGAGCGCACAUUUGGAAUUCUCUUUUGUAUUUUCCAUUCCGCAGCUGCUGGAAACUUUAUUUCUGCUUCUUCUAUUGUUCCAAGUGCUAUUGCAGCACCUCUUACUUCUUUAAUGUUGAGCACUUGGCUUAAUAAUCAGUACUUCCUUAGUAUUGGAACUGUUGCAUUCAGUGCUAUUAUAUUGUGGCCAUUUUCAGCCUGUCUUGGUGUUCCUUUGGCUAUUUACAUGUUGUUUUCUGGGGCGGUUGUGAAACUGUUGGCAUAUUCUUCAUUCUGGGCGGUCGCCCUUCUUACUCCAAUGCUAGUUGUGGACAGCUACUAUUAUGGGAAACUUAUCUGCCCAACUUGGAACAUAAUUUCAUAUAAUGCACUUAGCGCACUUAAAGACAAAAGUCUCUCUCAGCUAUACGGAACUGAGUCUGCCGUUUACUAUGUUAAUAACUAUAUCCUAAAUUACAAUAUUUUGAUUGUUUUCGUUGCAAUCUUCACACUUCCUGUAUUUCUCUACAUUGCGUAUAAGGCCUCAAGAAAGGGAGCUCAGAGAAAUCACCAAAAAAUCUUCAAACUAAUAUCAAUUGCAAUUAGUCCAUAUCUCAUUUGGAAUGCUGUCUUUUUUGCUCAAUCUCAUAAAGAGGAACGUUUUCUAUUUCCCUGCUUUCCAUGUUUAGAAUUACUAGCUGUUCUUAUUAUUACCUCACUUUUCUUUAAUUUAAACUCGAAAUCGACCAUUCUCUUACCAUUUUCUGUAGUUUUUAUAAUUUCUCUUCUUGUCUUUUUCGUGGGACUUAGCUUCUUGCGAAUUCUUGCUCUUGCUAGUGGCUACAGUGCCCCGAUGUUCCUUGUUCAACACCUUCCUGAGCCAACGACCCCGAAAACACUGUGCAUUGGUCGUGAUUGGCAUCUUUUCCCGAGUCAUUUCCUUUUGCCCCAAGAGAAUAACCUUUGGCGAGUGCAUUUUCUUCGCUCCAACUUCUCUGGACAAUUGCCGGGAAAAUUUGAUGAGAAUGUUGGCGUAAUUAAUGCGACACGAGUUCCAAGUAGUCAUUUUAAUGACAUGAAUUUGCCCGAGCAGGGAACUUUCUUUGACAUAUCGCUUUGCGAUUAUAUCCUGGAUCGUGUAUCGAAACCUGGUGAGAAUGAGGUUCAAUAUUCAGAUGAUUUUCAGACUUGGCGUAUACUGCUAACUAGGCCUAUCCUUGAACGCGCUGAAUCAAUUGGAGGUUCAACAAAUACUCUAAUGCAAAAAGUGCUGUCUAAAUUCCAACGAGCUUUCUUCUUGCCACACCUCUUCAAAACUAAGAAUGUCUGGAAGGAGAUGCAUAUUUUGGAAAGGAUAAAAUCGAUUUGA
This is a messenger RNA of Rodentolepis nana, 1701 nucleotides long. The record is from the annotation of a GenBank genome assembly. NCBI's taxonomy places the organism in Eukaryota, Metazoa, Platyhelminthes, Cestoda, Cyclophyllidea, Hymenolepididae.